Messenger RNA from Scophthalmus maximus (turbot), 3099 nucleotides. RefSeq names its product protein phosphatase 4, regulatory subunit 4 (gene ppp4r4). Lineage: Eukaryota; Metazoa; Chordata; Actinopteri; Pleuronectiformes; Scophthalmidae. Gene Ontology annotation, cellular component: cytosol; protein serine/threonine phosphatase complex. Bases 109 to 2919 code for a protein of 936 amino acids. Gene Ontology annotation, molecular function: protein phosphatase regulator activity. The record is from RefSeq and is a predicted model, not a curated record. The transcript has 26 exons.
GAGCAGGUUCACACGUGACGUGUCAGUGACAUCAUCUUGUUGACGUAUAACCACAGGUCGAGAUGAGAUGGUCGAGAAUAUUCGGUUUUUUAUUUCUGACUGAUCGCCAUGUUCACAGACGCAGUUGUGCGUGACGCUCCUCCCGCAGCGGACAGACGCGCUGAGGCGGGAUGGUUGGUACCGAGAUCCACUGCCUGCUCUUCCACUAAGCACCGGGACAGAACCGGGUCAGAGUCGGUGAUGUUCUCCGGUAGGAACAGCCUCCUGUACGGACCCAUGGAGGAGCUGCAGGAGCUGCAGGAGCUCGCCUUCAUCGAGAGGCCGAUCCGCAGGAGUCUCAAGACGGCUGAGGAGAUCGAUCAGCUGACUGUGGACGAAGACCUGAACGACAUCGAGAGAGCCGUCUACCUGCUCAGCGUCGGUCAGGAGGUGCAGAGACUCAGCGUCAUCAGUAACCUGCCGAGUCUGGUCCGCCAGAAUCCAGCGGAAACAUUUCGUCGAGUCGUUCCUAAAGUUCGGGAGGUCCUGAACACAUCUGGAGCUGAAAUCCAGCUGUCGGCAGCAGCAUCGUUUUUAACCAUCCUACAGGAUGACAUCAUCCUGAUCCACACCCACACCUACUCCAUCCUGAAGACAGUCCUGUUGCACCUGAACCACAGAGACACAGUUGUGAGCAAUGCCUGGUUGGAGACUCUGCUGUCAGCCAUCAAUGCUCUACCCAAGGAGACCAUCAAGCAGGAGGUGCUGAACCCUCUCCUCUAUCAGUCUCAGUUGUCUCACUCUCUUCAGACUCGUCUCGCCACCUGUCGCAUUAUAGGAAAAGUCGCCUCCAAGUUUGACCCUCACAUAGUGAAGAAGGAGCUCGUGCCGUUGGCCCGCUCGUUAUGUCAGGAUGUGGAGAUCGAGGUCCGAGUCAGUAUGUGCCGUCAGCUGGAGAGCAUCGCCAGGGCGACCGGGGUGGACGACACCAGGACAGAGCUGUUUCCUGACCUGGUGGAGCUCGCCAGAGAUGAGGAGAGCAGCGUGCGCCUCGCGGCCUUCGACACCAUCAUCAAUCUGAUGGAGAUGAUUGACAGUGAUGACAGAGUCCAUGUGGUGGUUCCUCUUGUGAUGUCGGUGUGUGAGGCGUCGUCUCAGGGGGAUGAAACUGUCUUGGCAUCUUUGUCAUUCCAGUUUGGGAAGCUCUGCAGUGGACUGGCAGGCUCUCUGUCCGACGAGCAGAAGGGCCGGUUGCUGCAGAGGUUUAAGGUUCUGUGUGUCGCCGGUCUGCAGACUGAAGACAUCAACGAGUCGAAGCUGAUCCGCUGCAACUGUUGCUACAACUUACCAGCAAUGGUGGUGUUUGCUGACUCAACCCACUUCCUGUCAGAGCUCUACCCGUCGUUCUCCGCUCUUUGUUGUGACCCAGAGGUCAGCGUUCGACAAAGUGCUGCAGCCAGUUUCCACCAGGUUGUGAAUCUGCUCGGUUCCAACGUGCAGGUGAUCCACAAAGAGCUUCUGGUUCUCCUGCAGGACGAUGCUCUGGAGGUACUGGACGCUCUGAUGAAUCACCUGGAAGAAACUCUGGAGGCCGUUCUGUCCAGAGGAGAGAACCUGACGUUGGACAACACACUCCCGGAGCUGCUGUCGGCUCUGUUGUUUGCGGAGCAAAAGGUUGGAUGUUCUCUGCGUUGGCGGCUGCAUGAGAAGCUGCUGCAGCGUUACAGCUGCCUGGCCAGACUGCUGCCUGGAGAACUGCUGCACCAGAGCUUCUCCCCUCAAAUCUUCAUCAUCCUCACCACUAAUAAGGUGUUGCCUGUGCAGAAGGAGGCGGCUCGGACGUUCUGCACAUUUCUCCGCUACAACCGCAAACUGGAGCAGCGUCAGGAGAUGAUGGAGCGACUGAUCCAAGAUCUGGCACAAGGUCGGAGCUACUGGAACCGUCUGAGGUUUCUGGACGUUUGUGAAACAGCCACGGAAUUUUUUUCCAGAAAAUACUUCAACAAACACUUUCUGAUUCCUGCGCUGGAGCUGGUCCAUGACCCGGUCGCCAAUGUCAGGUACAAGCUGUGCCAGUUGUUGCCUAGGUUACGUUCAUCACUUCGUCUUCCUGCUGAUAAACAGCUUCUGCAGCAACUUGACUUCUGUGUCCAGAAACUUCUCUGCAGAGAGAAAGACAAGGACGUCGUGGCAACCAUCCGCAAGACAGUGUUGGAACUGGACAAACUGGACCUGUCGGAACCGUUUCAGAGGAGGCAGGAGCGGGACGUCCUCGACCAGAAGAAAGAGAAGGAAGAGAUUCUGCUGCUGGAGAUGAAACAGUUGGAGCGACAACAGAAUGAAGGAAAACUAAUCCAUGAAAAACAAACGGAGAGAAAACGACGAGAAAGUAAAACCAGUCUAUCUGCAACCAAGUCCGUGUCCGUGUCCUCGUCUGGAGCUGCCUUGUCCUCUGGUAAAGAGAUGAGGAAGGCGAAACUGUCCCGGAGUCGAUCCCUCAGCAGUCAGUCGACAUCCAAACCCACCAACACAGAAAGAUCUGUGAAGGUUCAGGAUCUGAGCAGUUCGUCUGGACCUGGGAAGUCCUCCGUGUUACAGAGCAAAGAUGACUCUUUGAGGACUGCCCACUUCACUCUGUCAACCCAGUCAACCUCAUCCAUGCCAGUCCUGAUCCGCAGCAACACCACCAGCCUCCUGGACAGAGCUAGUGCAUUGGACCACAGAACCAGUACCUUGGACCAGAGGGAUCAACGGACCAGUACCUUGGACCACAGAGAUCAUCGGACCAGUACCUUGGACCAGAGAGAUCAUCGGACCAGUACCUUGGACCAGCGCAGUAAAACGAUGGACCGGGGUUGUGGGGUUAAGGACAGCCAGUCCAGAAAGCUGUCAAUAAACAGGAAGUCAAACUCUUUCAGCGUCCAGUCCGGACGAGACUGAAGACGUUGAUGUCAUAGUGCCAUGGGGCCAUCAGCCAAUCAGCAGAAAGCGAGCAGUUUCAGGACAUUACCCAGGAUGCAACAGGACAUGAUCUCUGUUUGUAUCCACUGAGCGUUGUGUAUGAAUGACCUCAUCCUGUCACCUGAUUGGUUCAGUAAACUCCACACACUCAAACUGUUA